Molecule: messenger RNA, 579 nt
Organism: Thrips palmi
Lineage: Eukaryota; Metazoa; Arthropoda; Insecta; Thysanoptera; Thripidae
Exons: 4
Coding region: 91-579 (162 amino acids)
Source: RefSeq, a predicted model, not a curated record
UUUUUAUGUCAUUCCGAAUCGGACACAUUUGCACCUGCGUUGCGCUCGGUCAGAAGCGAAGCCUGUGCAGACGUCCAGUGUGCUAGCGCCAUGUUGCUCCUAGUCGCUGUUCUGCUGCUCUCCACCGUCGAGGGACAGUCCGUCAACAGUUUCGCGGGUCCCUUCGAUCUGGAGCUGCAACGAGUGGAGGCCUGCCCGAGCGCAAUCAGCGGCCUCAACCUCUACAACAUCACGCGGGGCCUGACUCAAGACAAGAAGUACCCGACGCGGUUCUACGCCGCCGGAGUGAUAAAUCACUCCUUCAACAUCAUGCCCUCAGUAGCGGUUAUCGUGAGAGUGAGCAGCUGGAACCGCGGUCGCUGGAAGGAGAACGUGUACCACCACACUGUCCCCCGCGCGUGCGAAGAGUUCAAGGCCCGCGCCGAGGAUCCCGCAUCGAAGCGCCUCCUUCGCAGCGCCCUCGGCCCCGACUUCAGUGUCACCUGCCCCUUCCCCGCAGCCACUUGUGUCAAGAAUUUGAGGUUCGCUGGAACACUCAUUGUUGACAUGCUGAAUUUCCUUGACAACAAUUGGGCGUAG